UGGUGCUCGUUAAUCAGUGGCGCGUUGAGAUGUGAUGACGGGAGAGAUGGAGGGCUCAAAGGGCGAAUUGCACGGAUAAUUGCAUCCGUGCCGCUUGAAGAGGAUCAACAUCAAAAAGACGCACAGAGGAAAGCGAAGAAAGACACUCAACGCGCUGAAUUGCUGCUCGCCGUCUACCAGUCAUCAUCCUCAAAUCUUCGACAUAUGUUGCCGGCAGUUCUCGUUCUUUCAGCGAGAGGAUUCGCGCGAUUCCUGGUCCCAUGUUGUCUUCAUCAAUUAUUGGAUGAACUUCGUAACUUCUUCUUCCUUCUUUUGAUUUUAUUUCUUUAUUUGAUGAAAUUUGUUGCCUUCAUGGUUAUCCAUGUUUGAUGGCCGUAGGAUUUUGGUUCGACAUUUACUUGUGGUCGAACUGUCAAAAUUUUCUUUUUGGUCUUUGUUAUAUGAUUUGAUAAAAUUAGUUCUUUUUAUUUAUGUUAGUGUCUAGUUUACUUGCUUGUGUGGGAGCAUAAAAUCAUUCGUAGAAGUCGUAAUCUUCGUCUUUUUCUAGUUGCAUUUGCUUAUUGUAUGACAUUACUUGCUAGAUUCCUCGUGAAUCAUGUAUGGUUACAUUACAACUUUACGAGCUUGUGGAUUUUAUUAAAUGGUAGUAUCGGAGAAUUCAAUUUUUAGGUUCAAAAAAUUAAGAUAUAUUUCUGUCGGAUGCCAAAUGUGUAUCAUUCGAUUGAACUCUUGGGCUGGAACCUAUCUGGAUCAUUAUUGAAUUGGGUGGUUAUCUUUCAGACCUUGAAAUUUUGACCAUCGAAAAUGUCUUUCAUGAUUGGAUCCUGAAACUCAAGUAACUGAGAGAACGAAACAGAUGUGAUGUCUUUGAGGUGAUAUUGUUAACUGGUUAUGUUAUGAACAAAUAAGUAUCCUCUGUAUACUCUGAGGAUACAACAUCUGAAAUGUGUAGCCUAUGGAUAUUAUCUAGAGAAAUAUAUUCUAUAAUUGUUUAUUGUUUGGUUAAUUUGUGUUGGAAGCAAGGUUUUGAAUACCGUACUGUACCGGUGUGCUGAUCAGUUGUUGGUACGGUACAUAUCAAGCUGUACCGAGUUGUACUGAACGUACUGACACAUGGUACACUAAGGUGUACUAAUGUACCACCCAUACUAGUCCUCUAUCGGAUCGGUACAUACCACCUAUACCGAGUGGUAUGAUAUGGUAUUGUAAAUCAUGGUUGGAAGUAAUAUUUGGAGAUGUCAAUUAGCAAAAGGUAUCAAAUUAUACGCACUUUGCUUCAUAACAAACUAAUGAAAAUCUUUAACUGUUGCAUGCAUAUUUUAGUGUAGUCUUGACUAGCCUAAUGUCGGGCUUUAUGAUUGGGUGUUCUGUAAUUAGGACUUGACAACCUUUUGUCCUUUAAACAUUUCUUUCCACUCGAAUGAUUGGUUUACCCAAUUUAAAUAAUCUAUGAACUUGUUGACAGCCACUUUAAUGGUUUAACUCUAAGUGUAUAUAGGGUACCAUCCUCUUAAUGCUCCCAUAGAAACUUAUAAUCUUUGUCAUUGCUACAACUUGUUUGAAAGUCAUCCCUUGUCCUUGCUUCUCCUGAGAAAACUUGAGGGUGAUUUUUUAGGCAACCUGAGGAUGAUUUUCUCAAGUGUCGAAUACUGAAUCUGUUAGAUGUUAUAUUUUGUUUGUCUAUUUCUUCGAGCCAGCAUUGCAUAGUUCCCUGAAAUUCCAAAUUCACAUACAUUUAACAGGUAUAUAGUAGGUCUGACACCACAAAACACAGAGUUUUAGUAUUUUCAUGCUAUGUUGAAGGUUAUACUGUUUUACAUAUUCAUCCCUUUAAUAUUGGCCUAUUGCAUGUUUGCAUAACUGCAAAUUAUCCUGAAAUCACUGCAUGAAAUCUCUUACUGUUGCAUCUGUCUCAUGCCAAUAUCCUGAUGGUGCAGCUUAUUAGGUUAUGAUAGUCCACUGAAUCAAGGAAUUUAUUGGUCUACAGAGGUUGUUUUUCUUAUUUCUUCUGUUUUGAGCAGUUAAGUAGCAGCAGCAUGAUGGGAAACAACUAUCGCAGUGGAUCAAUGCAAAAGUCAAGUGAAGGAAUCAGGCUAACUGUAACUACUAUCCUGGGAGUCAUCUUUGGAUUCUUUGUUGGUUGUUCAUUUCCAAAUUUUUCUAGCAUCAGGCUUAGCCUCGUCCCCAGUUUUUCAUCUACAGUUGAAAUGGACUUCACUGGGGAUACAAGAUCGUAUGAUACAAUUAUUAAUCCUCAUAUGACUAGAAAGUCAUCUACUGAGAAACAUCGAUCAGGUGAUCCUUUGAAGAUAUAUGUGGAAUCAAACCCUCAUGGUGCAGAGUUCUUACCACCUGGCAUUGUUGUGGCUGAGACGGACUUUUAUCUGCACAGGUUGUGGGGCAAUCCUGAGGAGGAUUUAACAACACGGCCAAAAUAUCUUGUGACAUUUACAGUUGGAUUUGAGCAACGGAAAAAUGUUGACAUGGCAGUUAAAAAGUUUUCUGAAGAUUUCACCAUCUUGCUCUUCCAUUAUGAUGGUCGGGCUAGUGAAUGGGAAGAACUAGAGUGGUCCAAGCGUGCGAUUCAUGUCAGCAUAAGGAAGCAAACAAAAUGGUGGUAUGCAAAACGUUUUCUGCAUCCAGAUGUUGUAGCAGCUUAUGAUUACAUAUUUAUCUGGGAUGAUGAUAUUGGAGUUGAACAUUUUGAUGCAGAGAAAUAUCUGCACUUAGUGAAAAAAUAUGGCUUGGAGAUUUCACAACCAGGUGUAGAUCCUAAUAAAGGAUUGACAUGGGAGAUGACUAAAAGGAGAGGUGACAGUGAAGUUCACAAAGAAACGGUAGAGAAACCUGGUUGGUGUACUGACCCACAUUUGCCACCAUGUGCUGCCUUUGUGGAAAUCGAAGCUCCUGUCUUUUCAAGGAAUGCAUGGCGUUGUGUUUGGCAUAUGAUUCAGAAUGAUUUGGUCCAUGGAUGGGGACUGGACUUUGCAUUUGGAAGAUGUGUUGAGCCUGCUCAUGAAAAGAUUGGUGUAGUUGAUGCACAAUGGAUUGUCAAUCGAGUUAUUCCUUCUAUUGGUGACCAGGUAAGAGAGAGGUGCAUGCUCGAGUGGUCGCAGUUUCAAGCUCGCCUUGCACAAGCUGACAGAGCACACAUCGAUGGAACCACGAGAGGGUAGACCCUGGAGUGCAACUUCUGUUUUCUCACUCUCAUUCCCCACCAUUUUACUCGUGACUUGCCAGAAUGCGUGCCAUAGGUUGAUGCUUCCGAUGAGUUGUCCCGACCUUCAAGUCUGCACCUGCAAUGAAAAUUUUAUGUUUCUAUAUUGUUGAUACUAUCGUACUGAGAAUCCCAAAUUUAUUUAACAGUGGUGACAGUCAACGUUAUGCCUAUGAUAGACUGGUUUUACCGAA
This is a messenger RNA of Musa acuminata AAA Group (dessert banana), 3411 nucleotides long. RefSeq lists its product as uncharacterized. The record is from RefSeq and is a predicted model, not a curated record. The transcript has 15 exons. The coding region runs from base 2037 to 3176 and encodes 379 amino acids. Lineage: Eukaryota; Viridiplantae; Streptophyta; Magnoliopsida; Zingiberales; Musaceae.